Messenger RNA from Colias croceus (clouded yellow), 4403 nucleotides. RefSeq names its product transcription factor Ken (gene ken). Gene Ontology annotation, cellular component: nucleus. Gene Ontology annotation, molecular function: protein binding; DNA-binding transcription factor activity; RNA polymerase II cis-regulatory region sequence-specific DNA binding. The transcript is spliced from 5 exons. Gene Ontology annotation, biological process: regulation of transcription by RNA polymerase II. The record is from RefSeq and is a predicted model, not a curated record. Bases 296 to 2065 code for a protein of 589 amino acids. NCBI's taxonomy places the organism in Eukaryota, Metazoa, Arthropoda, Insecta, Lepidoptera, Pieridae.
GCGCGAUUCGUUAUAUAGGCGUCGGCGAUGCGCGCGCCGCGCAGUUACUGUGUCACUAGAGCCCGCGCGAGAGGUGGCCUGCAAGGACUGUACCGCGCCGCCAACCUUUUUUUCUGUGCGUGCGAUGUUUUCACUUUCGUCAUUUUGACCGGGCCAGUUUGAUUUGACGUCGCUCGCGCACGGACGUGCCUAGGACCGGACGUUGUGUUAUCCUGUGAUCGCUGGUGCUUCGGAUUGUUUGUUCUCAUUUUGUAUGAUUUAUUUUGUGAAAGAAUGGCUGUGAUGCAGUGUUAAUAUGUUUGACAGUAACUUCCUUUUGAGUUUCUACAAUGAGAUUGCGAAUAGAAGUGCACUACAGUUGGCAAGUGCUGGAAUGAUGGGCGAGGGUCUGCUGACGCUGACGUACGGCAAACACCACGCCUGCAUCUUGAACGAGGUGGGAGCGGCGUGGCGUGGCGCCAGGUACUCCGACCUGGUGCUGGUGUGUGACGACGCCGUGCCGCUCGCUGCCCACCGCAUUGUGAUGGCAGCCGCUAGCCCACUUAUUAGAAAAAUCCUCGAUGAUACCCCAUCAGUAGAAAAUCCAGUAACCAUUCACAUGUCUGGAAUUAACAGUACUUUAAUGAGGCAUCUUCUAGUAUUUUUGUACAGCGGCCAAGCAUAUAUCGAGUCUGGAGAAAUCGAUGAUAUGCAAGAAUUGUUUGAACUCCUGGAAAUCAAAUCAGAUGUAUGGAAAUCCACAAAGGAGCGACAGCAAGCAGAGGAGAAAAACAGAUCAUGCGAAAGAUUAAAAGCAAAAAGAACAGACAUCAAUAGCAAUGAAAGCAGUAAACAUGACGCACCAUCCGGUUCUUCACAUUCUGAAAGCGAAAGAGUUACGCCUAGCGCUGGUUUCAGUAGAGACAAAGAAAGAGGAGAAUCAGAAUCAUUAAGUAUAAAGAAAGAGAACAUGUCGACAAGUAGUAAUGAUGAAAGGGAAGAAGAUGAUGCGGACGGCGAAAACAAAGAAUGUGGUCGAGUAUCAUCACGCCGGCGGAGCUCAUCUAAUCCUGUAAAUCUAUCUUUGGCAAGAAACUCGGAACACACUGGAAGCGAACACGACGAUUCACAAGAUUUGGAUGUUGAAACAGUUGCAGCAAAGAACAUUGAACGAAGACGGUCUACUUCAUCAAGCCAAGAGGAUCCUCCACCUGAACCCGGUUAUCGAAGACAACUAUUAAAUGACCGAUUAGGCAGAGGAAGCGAAAGGACAAAAAGAAAAUCACAUUACUUGGAACCUCCCGAACUUGAUUUAAGAACUGUUAAAUUGGAAGAUUAUGCUCAUCUUAAGCCCCCUGAUCAAGAUUUGAUGUCACUUGUACAGACAUCACCAGAGAACUAUGUUGUCACGCCACACCGAAAACGACGACCCGGUUUUCAUAAUUCACCAUCACAAAAUCCCCCGUUUGUAUCGUUUCCACCAAGCUAUUUAGAAGAGAUGGCUCACCUUCGAUAUGCACAGGGGCCGGGAGUUGCUGCUGGAGUCGCUCGUCUCGGAGCUCUACAUCCACUUAGCGCUUCAGCACCUCCUUAUCUCCCGGAAAGAAGCGCUACACCACCGGCAACGGCGCAUGAUGACGUACUAAAGUACAGACCUCCUAGCGCAGGAUCGUGGGGACCCUGGCUUUGUCAACCUCAAAUCGGGGGAGAUGAAGCGCCGACCACAGAACAUGAACAAGGAUCAAGUAAACAGGCUCCGGUUAGGGAAUAUCGCUGCGAAUAUUGUGGAAAACAGUUUGGUAUGUCAUGGAAUCUCAAAACACAUCUCCGAGUCCAUACUGGAGAAAAACCGUUUGCGUGCCGGCUGUGCGUCGCCAUGUUUAAACAAAAGGCUCAUUUAUUAAAACAUCUUUGUUCGGUUCAUCGGAAUGUGAUAUCAUCGAGCGAAAACGACGGAAGAACUAACACUCCGGGCCGAUUCAACUGUUGUUUCUGUCAGUUAACUUUCGAAGCGUUACCGGAACUCAUUCGGCAUCUCUCAGGCCCGCACAAUAGCCUUCUACUCAGUAAAAAUUUACACGAAUGACGCCCGUCUUCGUGACGCGGCCUCACGCGUUCUGUUGGACUUUGAAACUCCUCUCAAUCUGAGAGUUUAAUUGUGAUAUGUGUGAAAAAGGUUACGUAGGUAGUAUAAGAAAUUAUUUUUAAGUUAUGUGAUAUCGCAGAGCGAUACUCAUAGUUAGACAUUCGUGGGAAGAGGUCAAGCGGAUGUGUCGUAAUAUAAGGAUCAUGUUUGCCGAAUGGGUCCAAAUUGUUAUAAUUUGUUUAAAAAUUAUAAUUCGGGACCAAUACCUUCCGAGAUAGUAUUUAUUUGAAAAUUUGUAUUUCAUUAGCGUAAAUAUUAUUUAAAAGCCACCGACACAUUAAUUCCUUAAGCCUAGAAAAUAGAUGCAAUUGUCAAAGAAAAGUUGCGAAGUCUUAAAAUCCGUAAGAGAACGUCACACCAUCUACCUCCUAAGUUAAAACCACAUUUCAUGAAACUGCAGGUGACGUCACUACAACAUUGACUGUAGACCGCAUAGUUUUGAACAGGGUUUACGCUCAAUGUUUCUAGUCAGAAUAAUUGGAACUAAGCAUAAAUAAAAGUAACUUAAUAUUUGGUGCUGAACUAAAAAUUCUUUAUCCCAACCCUUUAACACUCUUUUAGUUGUACUAUCUAUUUAAUUCUACCAUUGCCUAUCCUUUCAACAUUUUACUGUUCACCUUUGUUCCAAGAAAAAAUUUCUGACAUAACGAUUCGCAGCUUUUCAUGGACACUAAAAAUCUCAAUAUUAGUUUUAUCAUUACCUUAUUUGUAAUAUGAAUAAAAAAUGUGUUCGUAUGUUAAAUUUGAAUCAGCCUAUUCUAGAUUUCGUGCCGAUUAUGAUGUGUGGAUGAGCACCAAAGAUUUGUGAAGCAUGGAAGUUGUUUUGGUGUACAAUUAAGAAAAAUUAUAGGGACCUGAAUUGAAUUUGAUGUGUUAACGUAUGUAGGUACCAAUUUAAUAAUCUCAUGACUGUAAUAGUAAGCUUAUUUCUAUGUUCUACAACUUCUGUAAUUCCACUACGUGCUAUUGUAUUAAAAUUAUUCUUUCUAUUUUUGAUAAAUUUAUUCUAGAUUUAAUGUAUCACAACAGGCAUUAUUAAUACUUUAUCUUAAGCUAUUCUAAAUCUUCAAAGCUUUUAAGACGUACUUCUAUUAUUGUGGCCAGUUAUUUUUAAAUGGUAUCUUAGUUACAACCGUGUUUGUUUUAUUUGCUUGUAAACCUUUUAUUUCGGAAGGCCUUAUUACGUAUAAUUAUUAAAUUCUCUCUUCACAACCAAACCUGACUCAUAUGUACUUUUAAAGCAAUACGUUCGAUUAUUCUAGUUACUCUUUGUAAUACUCAUCAUCUAAAUCAUUUGAAAAACAUCGAUAAUUGCUAUUAUUGCAAACGUCCGUUUCUUUAGAAGAUUCUUCAACAAUUUUAUUGAAACUAUUUAUAUGUUUAAAAACUAAAGUUACCAGCAUGUUGUUCAAAGCGUAGAUUAAAUGACAAAUUUGUCGAAUUGCUUUAAUUUUUUUCUUCGAUGUUACCUAUCGUUAUACCUGACUUUGUUUUAUUUUUCGUGUUUUGUUUUACUUUUAACGUCGUAUUGACGGUUAUUUUUAAUUGGGAACAACUUAAUCAUAAGAAUUGUGAUUGAGGUAUCAUUAGAUUAACGUGUAUGUGAUAAUCUGUUACUAUUGUAAGUUUAACGAGAACGCCGUCUUCCAUUGCGUUUUCCAUUUUCGAAAUACUUUAUUUGUAAAUAUAUUUAGUUAUAAGACACUACAUGACAAUAACGUCCAGAAAACAAAUCGCUGCCGCUGUUACGUAAACUCGAACAAAAUGAAUGAUAUUAAACUCGAAGGUUUUGUAGAUUUAUGUAAAAUGUUGUGAUAUUCCGGCGUGAUGCCAAUUUGCCUUACUGUACAUGAAACAAUGCAAUUCGCAUUUUUAGUUUGUGCUUCAUACAUUGUUCGUAUUAUAACGGUCAAUUGUUUUUACAUAAGUAUAAACUUUCCAAACGAAAUUGUAUUUUUAUAAUGCUAUACGUAAUUUAGAUGAGAUUAAUGUAUGAAACACAAUACUAAUUUUAAAAUAACUUUUUUUUUAAAUUGUCAGAAAUGACGCCGACAACUUAUGUAAAUAAAAUGUAAUUGUAAGUAUACUUGAAAAAGAAGCUUAACUUAAUUCUUGUUGAACUUGAAUAUUGAUUUUUCUGUUAAUUGUAAAUUAAAACGUAUUUUUAAGUUUUCACAUAGUGUACAAUUUUUGUAGAUAUUGUUUAGUACAUUAACAUUCUGUAAAAAUGUGUUCUUACCGUAGUAAAUUAAAUAACGAGAAUAUUUUAGUUACACAA